GACGUCGUUGAAAAGCUCCAUCCUUACGCAAAUAUUGCUUGGCGAGUCUUGAGUUCGGCGUAUCAAGCCAUUCAAGGACAGAUCGAGAGAGAUGACGCACUUCGUGAUCUCGUUGAUUCUAUGGUUGAUCUCUAUUCGUUCGUCGAUGAUGUCGAUGAAUUGGAAAACAAAAUUAAGUCUCUCGAGCGCGUCAUUAUCCGAGUCUCUGUCCAAAUGACCGAAUGCGGUAUUUUCAUUAAGCAGUAUGUGUCCCAUGGGUUCGCAGGUAAGCUG
This is a messenger RNA of Cantharellus anzutake, 273 nucleotides long. RefSeq lists its product as uncharacterized. The annotation marks the transcript as partial. The record is from RefSeq and is a predicted model, not a curated record. The transcript is spliced from 2 exons. Lineage: Eukaryota; Fungi; Basidiomycota; Agaricomycetes; Cantharellales; Hydnaceae.